Molecule: messenger RNA, 2442 nt
Organism: Selaginella moellendorffii
Lineage: Eukaryota; Viridiplantae; Streptophyta; Lycopodiopsida; Selaginellales; Selaginellaceae
Product: leucine-rich repeat receptor-like serine/threonine-protein kinase At1g17230
Exons: 1
Coding region: 148-2292 (714 amino acids)
Molecular function (GO): protein binding
Source: RefSeq, a predicted model, not a curated record
GGUGCACAGCCAUCGACGAACAAAGUCCAAAACAAUGGCUGACACCGACAGCAAUUAAGAACUCGUAUCCCUGUAGAUAAGAUCAAGACUUUCAGUACAAAAAGUACCCAGUACGAGCAACAAGAGACUUGUCACUGUUUAGUCGCAAUGUCUAGAACAAGCAUCUCUUUCCUUGUUGUUUUGACAGUUUCACUGCUCGCCCACCACACCACCGCGGCGUCCUGCAACAGUGAAGAUGAAAAGGCACUGCUGGCUUUCAAGGACGCCGACCAAGAUCGAAGCAAGCUACUUACCACUUGGAGCCCGCAAUCCAGUUGCUGCGAGUGGUCUGGUGUCAAAUGCGAUGGAGUUAGCGGCCGGGUGAGCGAGCUCAAGCUGGAGUCCCUGGGAUUAACAGGUACGCUGUCUCCGGAGCUGGGAAGCCUCUCCCACCUCCGUACGCUCAACGUCCACGGCAAUAGCAUGGACGGUCCGAUACCUUCCACCCUUGGUAAGCUACUUCGGCUGGAGGUUCUCGACUUGGGCACCAACUUCUUCUCCGGAGCACUGCCAGCGUCGCUUGCUCAGCUCGCAUCCACGCUGCAAACGCUGGAUCUGUCAGGUUACAGAUUCGAAGGACCGUUUCCAUCGGUUAUUGGAAAGCUUACCAGCUUGAGGAAGCUCAUCCUGGAAAGAGCUGAUGCGUCUGCCGGCAGCAUUCCUUCGUUCCUCGCCAACCUCGAGAAUCUCACCAUCUUAAAUCUCCAAGGAAGCUGGUUCACGGGCUCCAUUCCUUCGUCCUUGAGUAAACUCAAAAAUCUUCAAACGCUCGAUCUCUCGGACGGCCUCCGCCUCACAGGGUCCAUACCGGCGUUUCUCGGCGGCCUUCAAAACCUGGAGUAUCUCGACUUGAGUGGUACCAAGUUUUCUGGUUCCAUUCCUCCAUCUCUCGGCAACCUCCCCAAGCUGCGUUUCCUGGACAUUUCCAACACGCUCGUCAGCAGCAGUAUACCUGUUGAGAUUGGAAAGCUUACCAGCUUGGAAACGCUGAGAAUCUCCGGCACCAAAGCCGCUGGACGAAUCCCCGACACGCUUGGGAACCUGAAGAAGCUAAAAGUGUUGGAGCUGUCUCAAAAUGCAGGUAUGCGUGGUCCCAUCCCCAGCUCCUUCGGCCAGCUCUCUUCCCUGGAAGAGCUUUCGGUCUCCAGCACUGGGCUUACGGGACAAAUACCGAGCUCUCUCGGCCAACUUAGCAGACUUGUCAAACUCGACGUUAUGUCCAACUCAUUGAGCGGCAGCAUUCCUGAAUCUCUGGGACUUCUUUCCAGUCUUGAAGUCUUUUGGGCCUCCAAAAACCUGCUGACCGGUCGAGUUCCAGAAGGAUUUGCUCGAGGCCUCAAGAAUCUCACAGUCCUCGAGCUUUCGAUGAACAACCUCACUGGACUUCCCACCAACAUGGCUAAGCUCGUCAACUUGAACGGUGUCUACUUAGACAACAACGAUAUCAGAAGCUUUGACGCCAUCUCUGGACUGGCAACACUCCCGGAGCUCUCGACAAUCUCUCUCAGCCGCUGCAAGCUCCAAGGACCGAUACCUUCCUGGUUUGCAAACAUCAACCUCAAGCAACAGCCCCUGGGAUCUUCGUGUCUCAUCGACCUCUCCUUCAACUCCAUCACCGGAACUAUACCCGCUGCUCUCGGAAGGAACUCCAACCUCACAAAUCUCUUCCUCCAAUUCAACAAGCUCCAAGGAAAACUCCCAGACAGCUUUGGAGAAACUCUCCCCAGGCUGACUAACUCGGACUUUAGCUCCAACUUUCUCACCGGAGUACCAGCGGACCUGUCCAACUUGGGAAAAGGAGUGCUCUACUCGCUUGGACUGGGUCACAACAAUCUCAGCUUUCAGGCUCUCGAGGGACUGACCACACUCUCCCAAGUCUCCUUCCUCACUCUCGACCAUUCCCACCUCACAGGAGCCAUCCCGAGCUGGUUCUCCAAGAUCCCAAUGACCCAAGACGAAAUCGACAGCGUCGCAGUACUGAGGCUGAGCUCCAACAGCAUCACUGGAAGGAUCCCACCGGAGCUCGCGCAGCUGAGCCAAGUCACGGGCCUCUACCUGGACAGGAACCGCUUGAGCGGCGGCAUUCCAGUGGAGUUCCUGGCGCUCAAGAACCUGCACUACUUGAAUGUCUCCCACAACCAGCUCACUGGCGCCAUACCCGAUGGAGCGCCGCUCAGCACCAUGGAUCCGGAGAACUUCGCCGGCAAUCCGGGGCUCUGCGGCAAGCCGCUCUCGCCAUGCAUCAAACCCUAGAGCUCUAAAUGCGUGGAAUAUCCUCAAAUUUGAAAUUUUAGGGCAAACAUGCUCAGUUAGCCAGUCCUGGUAACAUUAUGGAUUUUUCACUUCUAAACUCUUGGUUUUAAUUUUUAUUAUAAAAAAAUUCAACCCGAUCUAACUCUUCCC